CAAUGAUCGGCACCGACCGCGCGGAUGGUAUGGUGGUCAUCUCCACUCUCGCGCACACCACUCUGCUCUGCCGCGCACCAAACCAUCAAAAAGUGCUGCAUCGCCAUUGUUGCCACCACAGACCACACCAACCGUUCGGUCCAUCAACAUCCGGCAUCCUCCACUCCUCCACUUACUCCAUUAUUACAUAGUGCCGGCGAUCGAGACCCGAGAGCAAAGCCCCGGAGCGACGGCACGAGCGAUCUAGCCCACGAACGACCAAACACGCGACCACAAGGGCUCAGCCAGCUCGUACCAAUGGCGGCGACGGGCGGCGCGGACUCGGAGGUGCACUUCGACUUCUUCCCGCUCGUCCGCCAGUACAAGAGCGGCCGCGUGGAGCGGUUCAUGAACUUCCCCCCGAUCCCGGCCGGCGUCGACCCCGCCACGGGCGUCGCCUCCAAGGACGUCGUCAUCGACCCGGCCAACGGCCUCUGGGCGCGCGUCUUCCUCCCGCCCGGCGGCCACGACGGCAGCAAGCUCCCCGUCCUCGUCUACUUCCACGGAGGCGCCUACGUCAUCGGCUCGGCGUCCGACCCCAUGACGCACAACUACCUCAACGGCCUAGUCGCCGCAGCGAACGUCGUCGCGGUGGCGCUCGAGUACCGCCUCGCGCCGGAGCACCCGCUCCCGGCCGCCUACGACGACUCCUGGGAGGGGCUCAAGUGGGUGGCGUCCCACGCCACGGCCGCCGCGGCCGACGGCGCGGAGCCGUGGCUGGCCGACCGCGGCGACUUCUCCCGCGUGUUCCUGGCGGGCGGCAGCGCCGGGGGCACCAUCGCGCACGUCAUGGCCGUGCGCGCCGGCGAGCAGCAGGGCGCCCUCCCCGGGUUCGGCAUCAGGGGGACCAUCGUGGUGCACCCUUACUUCAGCGGCGCGGCGGCGAUCGGCAAGGAGGCGACCACGGGGAAGGCGGAGAAGGCCAAGGCCGACGCCUUCUGGCGGUUCCUCUACCCGGGCUCGCCGGGGCUGGACGACCCGCUGUCCAACCCGUUCUCCGAGGCGGCCGGCGGCAGCGCGGCGCGCAUCGCCGGCGACCGCGUGCUCGUCUGCGUCGCCGAGAAGGACGGCCUCCGGGACAGGGGCGUCUGGUACUACGAGAGCCUCAAGGCGAGCGGCUACGCCGGCGAGGUGGAGCUGCUCGAGUCCGUCGGCGAGGACCACGUCUUCUACUGCAUGAAGCCGCGGUCCGAGAGAGCGAUCGAGCUGCAGGACCGCAUCCUCGGCUUCCUACGCAAGUGAAGGGAAGUUCCCGUGAUGGAACAAUUUUAUCGCCAUUGUUGUUCCUCUGUUUGUUUGAGCUCGAGAUAUCGAUCUCUCCCUUUAAUUUGUUGUCCGUCGAUUCUCGACUUCUGGUCUCGCCGAUGCAGUCGACUGAUGUUUAUGUGCUCGAUUCCAUGGCGAGGAGAGCUAGUCGGUUUCUUAGACCAUCUGUGAUGAACUUGUUGUUUUCAACCAUCUUUCCUGGUAGAGGCCGAAAGCAAUGAAUAAAGCUCUUUCAUUUCUUUUA
Messenger RNA from Hordeum vulgare subsp. vulgare (domesticated barley), 1549 nucleotides. RefSeq names its product probable carboxylesterase 12. The record is from RefSeq and is a predicted model, not a curated record. The transcript has a single exon. NCBI's taxonomy places the organism in Eukaryota, Viridiplantae, Streptophyta, Magnoliopsida, Poales, Poaceae. Gene Ontology annotation, molecular function: hydrolase activity. The coding region runs from base 25 to 1281 and encodes 418 amino acids.